AUGGAUCGGGCGGCAGUGACAGCGGGUCCGGGUGUGGAGAUGCCGAUCAUGCACGACAGCGAUCGGUACGACUUCGUUCGGGAUAUCGGGUCGGGUAACUUCGGUGUGGCUCGAUUGAUGAGAGAUAAGCAAACGAAGGAGCUUGUUGCUGUCAAGUAUAUUGAGCGAGGGGACAAGAUAGAUGAAAAUGUGCAGAGGGAAAUUAUCAACCACAGGUCUUUAAGGCACCCUAAUAUUAUUAGAUUUAAAGAGGUGAUUUUAACACCAACUCAUCUGGCUAUUGUAAUGGAGUAUGCAUCUGGUGGAGAAUUAUUUGAGCGAAUAUGCAAUGCGGGACGUUUUAGUGAGGAUGAGGCUCGUUUCUUUUUUCAACAACUUAUAUCCGGAGUCAGCUACUGUCACUCAAUGCAAAUAUGUCAUCGGGACUUGAAGCUGGAGAACACGUUGUUGGACGGGAGCCCAGCUCCUCGGUUGAAAAUAUGUGAUUUUGGGUAUUCCAAGUCUUCUUUGCUGCAUUCACAACCAAAAUCUACAGUGGGAACUCCUGCUUACAUUGCUCCUGAGGUGUUACUGAAGAAAGAAUAUGAUGGAAAGAUUGCAGACGUGUGGUCUUGUGGCGUGACUUUAUAUGUUAUGCUGGUUGGUGCUUACCCAUUUGAAGAUCCUGCUGAACCCAAGGACUUUCGGAAGACUAUACAUAGAAUCUUAAAUGUUCAGUACUCUAUUCCCGACAAUGUUAACGUGUCAGAAGAAUGUUGGCAUCUGAUUUCGAGGAUCUUUGAUGCGGAUCCUGCACAACGCAUAACGAUGCCGGAUAUCAAGAACCACGUGUGGUUCCUUAAGAACCUCCCGGCAGAUCUAAUGGACGAGAGCAGUAAUGGAAGCCAGUUUGAGGAGCCCGAGCAGCCCAUGCAGAGCCUCGAGGCCAUCAUGCAGAUAAUCUCGGAGGCCACCAUACCACCGGCCGGCAUAUGUAGCAUGGACAUGAUGGAUGAUGACAUGGAGGAUCUCGACUCCGAUCCAGACCUAGAUGUCGACAGCAGCGGUGAGAAAAAUGCUGAUCCAGUGUUAUGUUACCCGGACAUGACACCUAUGGCCUACCGCUGGCGUAACCGUGUCGACACGACACGGGUACCGGUAUGA
Striga hermonthica is the source of this 1143-nucleotide messenger RNA. NCBI's taxonomy places the organism in Eukaryota, Viridiplantae, Streptophyta, Magnoliopsida, Lamiales, Orobanchaceae. The record is from the annotation of a GenBank genome assembly.